ACCCUCCGAAACCUCCCCACACACCGCCACCACCACCACCAUCACCACUCCUCCUUCUCUCCUCCUCCUCCUCCUCCUCCUCCUCUCCUCCCGAGGCUGAAAACACCAUCGCUCAUUCCCAGCCGUGACAUUUUCCAGCCUGUCGCCGUACGCUGCGCGGACAGCGAGCGCGAGGAGCCAAAAAGGAAAGGCUAGGAAAGGAUAGGGAAGGAAAGGAAAGGGGACGCCGUCUUGUCAGUCUCCCACAGCACCAAGCAUCUCCGACGCUCUGCGAUCCGGAGCGAGAGGCGCACCAGGCGGAGGCGAGGCGCUGCAGGAACCCGCUGCUCCCUUUCAGCCCGGGCUUUUUCUGGACUACACCGGACACGGCCCGAACAGGACUGGAUAUUUACGUCUCGGACCCCAGAGACAGAGGAAGAGAGCAAAGCUCGCUGGACUAGCCCAGCAGCGCAUCAUCAUCUCCGGGGUUGGACUGGCUGUCGAGUCGCAUGGAUAAGAGGUAUGAAGAGCUGGUGCACUACUCAGGGUCGGAGGGCAUGGCGGUGGGGGGGUACGGGGACGACGUCAGGGCGCUUCAUCCCCCACAGUACGGGCCCACCAUCCCUGACUCGCUCAAACACCACAAAGACCAGAUCUACGGUCACCCACUGUUUCCACUGCUGGCCUUAGUGUUUGAGAAGUGUGAGCUGGCCACCUGCUCCCCUCGAGACUCCGCCUCGCUCUCAGCCACCUCCCACCUCGCCGGCAUGCCCAGCCACAGCGACGUCUGCUCGUCCGAAUCCUUCAACGACGACAUCGCGGCCUUCGCGAAGCAGAUCCGUUCAGAGAAGCCCAUAUUCUCCUCCAACCCUGAGCUGGACAACCUGAUGAUCCAGGCCAUACAGGUUCUUCGCUUUCAUUUGCUGGAGUUAGAGAAGGUGCACGACCUGUGCGAUAAUUUCUGCCACCGCUACAUCACUUGUCUGAAGGGCAAAAUGCCCACAGACCUCGUCCUGGAUGAGCGGGAGGGUGGCUCCAAGUCCGACAUGGAGGACUUCACCGGGUCCUGCACCAGCCUGUCAGAGCAGAAUGCGUCAUGGUUACGGGAGCCAGAUGAAUGUGCCACCACCCCUCUGGGAACACCAGGCACCUGUGGCCUGCCUUCACACAGCACCGCAGACAACUGUAGCGAUGCAGGUGACGGUCUUGAUGGAGUGGCCUCUCCCAGCACAGGAGAGGAGGACGAGACCGACAGAGAGAGGAGGAACAACAAGAAGAGAGGGAUCUUCCCCAAAGUGGCUACAAACAUCAUGAGAGCGUGGCUCUUCCAGCACCUGUCGCACCCGUACCCUUCCGAGGAACAGAAGAAGCAGCUGUCGCAGGACACGGGGCUGACCAUCUUACAGGUCAACAACUGGUUCAUCAACGCCAGGAGGAGAAUAGUUCAGCCGAUGAUUGACCAGUCAAAUCGCUCAGGUCAGGGUGGUCCUUACAGCCCAGAGGGAGCAGCUCUGGGGGGCUACGGGCUCGACGGACAGGCCCACCUCGGCCUUCGGACAGCAGGCCUCCAGGGAAUGUCCUCUCUGCAGGCUGACUACCCCGGCGCUCUGCUGACUCAACCGGGCUACCCUCCCCACCCAGGACCGUCCCUCCACUCGUACCCGGGCCCUCACCCUCACCCCGCCAUGCUGCUCCACCCGCCGCCCCACGCACAUCCCGCCGAGCCGCUCCUCGCCCAAGGACUGGACAUACACGCACACUAGCUGAGGGGGGAGUUGGCGUUUUUUUUGUGCGAGGGAGAUGACUGUACGAAUGUGUGCGCGUGGUGGGAUGUGUGUGUGUGCGUGUGAGUGUGCGGCUGCGUAUGUGUAAUGACGCAUACAGUACACUAUUUAAAGAAAAAAAAAAGACACAUUGCUCUGAAAGUUUACAUUCCCCACUGAAAGACACUGACCUCAAUGUAGCUGUUCCACUCGUCAACACACACAUACACACAAGUAGACAUAAACAUUACACACAGUUCAGUCUGGACCCACAGGUUUAAGCCAUACCUCUUUCAGAGUAGAAGUGCUUCCUCCUCCAAACGUCUCCACUGUGUCCUGUGGGUGAGACACACGCUUUAAACUACACUUCCCAUCAUGCCUGCCUGCUGAACCACAGGAAGACGCUCCAUCGGAUGGGAGAGAGACAUUCACCCCCACAGCACAUGGACGUUACCGUGCGGGACUCGAUCCCGUCAACACGCCUUCUCCACCUCUCCCCGUCUUCCUGCACACGACGACCGUCAGAGACACAAACACACAACCUCCACACACACCUUAUUUAAAGCUUUUUUUUUUCUUUUUUUUUGAGUUUUUUCUUAUUCUAUUUUUAUAUUUAUGUGUGCCACUCCAGGCAGAUGCAGCUUCACUUGAGCUUUGUUGAAACGUUAGUGCUCUUCCUCAGCAUGAAGCUAAACACUAUGAAUGACUUCCAGUCUGCCUCGCUCUCGUACCACUGACCUCCUUAAGACGCCAAGAGGUGUCCGUUACCUUAGGAUCUUUUCCUACAGACACGCGCAACACACUCGCAACACACACACACAGCAGCAGAAGCAAACACCACACUUAAAGCCAUUUCAACACACACACACACACACACACACACACACACACACACACACACAUAUACACACAGACUUCUGUAAGCAUUUCUAGUACGUUGUUGUCUGUCGCGGCGGUGUGUGUGAGCGGAGCUGCAGCCAAAGGACUCUUUAAACAUUCAGCUCCCUCUCCACGCUGCUCGGACUGCUGAAGUAUUUGAAUGAUGAUGAUGGAAAAUACAGUUAAAGUAUUAAAAUGUUUUUUUUGUAA
This is a messenger RNA of Mugil cephalus (flathead mullet), 2831 nucleotides long. It is a transcript of the gene meis3, whose product is annotated as myeloid ecotropic viral integration site 3. Bases 489 to 1742 code for a protein of 417 amino acids. NCBI's taxonomy places the organism in Eukaryota, Metazoa, Chordata, Actinopteri, Mugiliformes, Mugilidae. Gene Ontology annotation, biological process: eye development; positive regulation of transcription by RNA polymerase II; brain development. The transcript has 13 exons. Gene Ontology annotation, molecular function: RNA polymerase II cis-regulatory region sequence-specific DNA binding; DNA-binding transcription activator activity, RNA polymerase II-specific. The record is from RefSeq and is a predicted model, not a curated record.